GACCAUGGAGACAGAGCAUAGCCAUUGAUCACCCUCUCCCCAUGAAUUUGCCCAGUCCUCUUUUAAAGCCAUCUAGGUUGGUGGCCACCGCUGCCUCCUUUGUGAUGGAGUUCAAUAUGUGCUGCAUGAGCCAGUGCUUUCUUUGAUCUGUCCAUGAAUUUGCAAGGGAGCAGAUGGUCCUUUGGAUAACAAGUGUGGCUUGGCAUGCCAGAUCAAAACUUUAAAAUGUUUUCUUUACCUUCAACUCUCAGGGACUGGUGUAGAGUGGACCAAGACUCCGUGGUGGCUGAGCAUGGGGAAUUGGGAAUGGCAGCAAAUGCGAUCUCACGGCUGAAAGUUGCCCAUGCCAAAUUCCCCCUCUGCCUCCCAUGUUUACAUUUCAGAAUUGCUGAGCCCUUGGGCCUCAGUGGUACAGCAUCUGCUUUGCACGCUGGAGAUCCAAGAUUCAAUCCCCAAUGGCAGCACAGGAUCAUAGAAUCCUAUUCCAGGUAGGGUUUGGAAUCUCCUGAAAGCCCAGGGGAGAUACAGCCGGUCAGCAUAGAUAGUGGCUGGACUCUGCUUGGUAGAAGGUCAGAUUUGUCAGGGUGCAAAGCCCUGCUCACCUGUAUAAGCAAAGUAGCCAUUUCCCAGUUCAGCCCAAGCUCAUCAUUUGGGAUUCUUAUGAAUAUGGAAUAAGGGUAAUCCCACAUCCACCACCUCUCAGAUGCUAUAAAAAAAUAAUAAAAGUGCCUCUUUUCCUGUUUUCUAACAUUGACAUACUAGAAGGAUUAAGGUCAAGUCUGUAAAGGGUGUCAAAACCCAGAACUAUUGGAAGACAAAAAAAUUAUAAAAUGCACUGCUGUUCAGCAAUAGACAAGCUGAGGGUAACCUCUGCUGGAGGAAGGAGAAAAGGGCUGCUUUGGAAAUCCUGAGUUGCAGCAACACCCAACAUAACAGAAAACUGGCCAGUAUUUUCCUUAACAUUUAAAGGCUUAUAGCUGGUAGACAAGCUUUUGCCAACCUGGUGCCCUCCAGCUAUUUUGGACUACAGUUCUUAUCAGCCUCAGUUGUAGUCCAGAACAUGUGGAGGACAUGAAGCUGGUGAUGGCUGUGCUAAUUUGUCAAAAUACCACUUUUUGGCAAUUCCUAUUUAAAGUUUCGAAACCAGUUUCACUGAGGUAUCGACAGACACUCAAGAUUAGGAAAGUGUCAUCGCAGGUUACACUUGUUCCUUAUCAUUCAGCUGUGAAUUAAAAGGCCAGGAGAAGAAGACUCUUCUCCCCAAAUGCACAGAGUUUAUAAUUUGACUGAUCUAAACAUCUUUUCAUCUUCUGGUCACCCUUCAGAGCAACCAAGAGACUGGGCAGGGCAAUAUAAAACAGAGGUGCAAUGCAAAACUCUUUCUCAGACACUGUAGCAACAACCCUGCCAUGCCCUCUUCUGUUUGACAGUUCCACAGCUUGAGCUGCAGACUACUCACAACUCCCACCUGGAAUAAGGAGAGCUAUAAUUUUACCUUGCAGUGGGUGUCAGGCCCAUAAAAAAGAAGCUGGCAACCUUGUCCCUGCCAAUAAUAUUUAAUGUACAGGUGGACGUUGUUUUAACAUUGGUGGAAAACCUGUUUCAGCCAAAGAUUUGCAUUCUUAGUGUUCGGCACAUUGAGAGCAAAAGCAGUCAAAGUAACGCAUGCAAUUUUUACCUUACUUUAGUAGGUUAUUUUCCGGCUAGAUAAAAGUCAGAGUUUGUUCUACAGCUACACCUCUUCAGGACAAGCAACAGGCAUUGCAGUGCAAGAAAACAUUCCACCCAGGCAAAACCACCUAAAGGAUGCACAGCAGGGCUGGCAAGGGUGUGUGGCUCGAUAAGGCAAAACUCAUUCGGGGGGAAACUGCUGAAACUAAAAGUCAGAAGAUCUCUCACCCAAUUUUUACACAAUGUAAAAAUAACCCACUCAUCAGCUGCACCCUUUAAUGUCAGAUAGGGAGACUGAUCUUUCAAGAGCCAUAAAAUAUGCUUCUCCUAAAUAAGACGUUCAUUGUUAGCAAAACUGUCAGUCUUUUCCUAGGUUUUUCUGAAUGUGUUGUGUGGUUAUAAACCACAGCAGGGGAGGGUGCUCUUGUGGUUGAAUCCUGCUUUCAGGUUUCCCAUUGAGGCACCCGGUUGGCCACAGUAAGAAGAUGAUGCUGGACUAGAUUGGCAGCUGGCCUAAUUCAGGAGGCUGUUACGUUCUUAAAUUCUUAACUGGUAUAUGCCUUGGUAAUGCUGCUGCCAUUUAUAUAUAACAGUUUUUAAAAAGCAUUGUUGUAUGACCCCAGCGCCAAUAAUCAUUAUCUCUUUAUCCAGGGAAUGUGAAUGAAACAAACCAGAUUAAUUUUGUGUGUGUGUCUUUAAUUCUAGUUUUCUUUCAUUUGUUGUUUUUCUUUAACUUUUUCGUUCUUGUGUGUUUUUGAAGUGUAUGCUCUUGUUUAAAUAAGUAAAAAAUGUUUUUUAAAAAAUACUGCUGCCGUUACCAGUAUUUCAGGAGCGCUGUAUGUAUUGUUUUUGUGCUAUUUCAAAACUGACAAAGUUUCAGGAAGCAUAUGUAAUUCUAGUUAUGUGUAUUUAAAAAAAAAAAGUUUUGCUGAUUUAUUCCAGAGUCAUUGGUAAUUCUGUUAAGUACACAGCUUAGGGAAUUUUCUGAUUAAAUGGCCUAUAAUUUGUUUUCAAAAUAAAAAACUGGUUUGUGUGGACUAUGCCCAUAAAUGUGUCCUAUAAAUGAAUAUAAUUCAGCAGGGGAAGAUUUUCCCCAUUUGUCGUGGGGAAGAGGAUGAAGAUUUGGUUGCUUCUCCAUCAUUAUGAAAGGCUGAAGACAAAAGAGGCCUGCAUCCCGUUGCCAUGGAGAUGGGAUGAGUCAAGAUGGUACCCGCUCAGACAGUAGGUCGAAAGAAGAAAGCGACCCUCUCUGUCUCUAUGGCAGCAAGAAAGCCGCAGGCUCACCGCUUCUCGUCGCUAUGGGAGACAGAGCUUUCCCUCUCCCCGCGUAUUUUGGACUGAACCAAUAGGAUGUGGGGGUUCCUUACGACACGCCCCUCCCAUUGCAACGCCUACUUUCCCCCUCUCUGCCUCCUCCCCACCUAGGUCCCGUUAGCUCGGGAGGUACCCGGAUGGAGUGGCACGCAUGCGCACAAGCUGACAGGCGCGAAGCUGACAGGCACUGAGGAGGUGCUGGUGGGCCUCGCGUGAGGGGGUCGGGGGUGGGGAAUAAAUAUAUAUACUUAAGGUGGGACGCGCUGAGGAGGAGUGAAGCGCCGUCAUUUCCCCAAGGAGGGAAAACCAGACAGACGUUCAGGCAAACCUCCUUAUUCCAGCGCCAGUUGCUUGCAGUGCUGAUGUUCUGCUCCGUUACAUGUCAGGAUUUGUCUGGAUGACCGAGAAAUGAAAUGAUUAUAAGAAGCAAUUCCGGCGAUUUCUGCAUGCACGUCAGAACCCAGCUUUGCCACGGCUGCCCGCCCAGCAGACCUGCUUACAAGAGCCGGAGGGAUGGUGGUAGUCACGGGGCAGACCAAAGUGAGCGAUGCCAUGUCGAGUUCGGAUGCGGAGGAUGACUCUCAAGAGCCUGCCACGCCAACGGCCACCCAGGCAGAGCACGCCCUGUCCCUCCUGCCUCAGCAGUUCCCUGAAGUGGUUCCACUGAAUGUUGGAGGAGCUUAUUUCACUACCAGGUUGUCAACACUGCGGCGCUACGAAGACACAAUGCUCUCGGCUAUGUUCAGUGGCCGACACUACAUCCCAACGGAUGCGGAGGGGAGAUACUUUAUUGACCGAGAUGGGAAGUUCUUUGGGGAUGUGCUCAAUUUCCUGCGGUCUGGCGACUUGCCUCCAAGGGAACGCGUGAGGGCAGUUUACAAGGAAGCCCAAUAUUAUUCCAUUGGACCCUUGCUAGACCUUCUUGAAGAGCUCCAGCCCCUCAAAGGAGAAAAAGUCCGGCAGGCUUUCCUGGGCUUGAUGCCAUAUUACAAAGAGCACCUGGAGCGGAUUGUGGAGAUUGCAAAGCUGCGCGCCAUGCAGCGGAAGGCCCGCUUUGCCAAGCUGAAGAUCUGCGUCUUCAAGGAGGAGAUGCCCAUCACGCCCUAUGAGUGCCCGCUCUUCAACUCCCUGCGCUUUGAGCGAAGCGAAGGUGAGGCCAAGCUUUUUGAGCACCACUGUGAGGUGGACGUGUCCUUUGGGCCCUGGGAGGCUGUGGCGGACGUGUACGACCUCCUCCACUGCAUCGUGACGGACCUCUCCAGCAGGGGCAUCACGGUGGACCACCAGUGCAUUGGGGUCUGCGACAAGCACCUGAUCAACCACUACUACUGCAAGCGCCCCAUUUACGAAUUCAAGAUCACAUGGUGGUGAGCCCAACUGGGCGUGGGAAGAGAUAGCUGGCUGGUUUUGCCAUCUUCUCCAUGGCCUUGUUGCCCUGCGUUCCGAGAAACGGUGGCACUGCUGAUAACGUGCUGGAGUCUUAUCUUGGCAGGAGAACUUGACCUCCAUUCAUAGCUAUGCAGCAAACUGGGGUCUCUCCUGUGAUUCUUGCUUCAAGGAAGAGAAAUCCUUCUGGAAGGACACAUGCUACUGUGGCUGACACACAGGGUCCCAGUAGAGGUAUAUGCCAGUUGGUGUGUAUUGAGGUUUUUGGAAGGGCUCUAACCUGCAAUCAAGCCUUUUUCGGUCCACGCUGGUCUCACUUGCCUGCACUUGCCUAGGGGGCACCGCCACACCGUUGCACAAUCUUCCAACUGCACCCCUGGGGACAUAGCUGUUUUGUAGCCACCUGGCGUUGGAAGUGCACAGGAGCACUUUAUUUUUACACCACUUCCGCUGGCAUGUGACUUUUUGCUGCUGUUUCGACCUUCAGGACAGAAGGACAAAGUACUUUUCAGAGAUGCUGAGGUUUCAGAAGUGAAUUAUCUCUACAAAUGUCUGAACUUUCUCUGUGUUAAAUCCCUGCUUUAUUUAUGUGUCUGUAUUGGUUAAUUCUUUUACGUGUUUGUGUUGAAAUUUAAUUUAUUUCCACUCCCCUGACCCCAAAGGGCAGGUGUUGGGUGUUUCUUUUUAACUCCUUGGUGCUUGCUCAGACCGCAUAGGUUGCAUUCGUAAAUGAAUUCAAAAAUAACGGUUAUAUAGAUAUUAAAAAUGUGCCUGUUUAUUGCUUUGGGUGCUUUAGCUGUUGACUAUACCUGGAUGGAAACUUCUCCUGCACUUUGAUGAAGUGUCAGUGAGCCAGCCCCAAAUCUCAUGGCCAGAAGUUACUGUUAGCAUGGAAACUUUCUCAGCUUGGCGAUGGCUGGCAUGCUUCUUUGGGGAUUGGAGCAUGCAGGAUCAUCGCAGCCAGAUGUUUUAUUGGAUUGGCCUAUUAUUGGCUGAAUUAAGAGCACAUGAUUAAACUGCGGAACUUUCCGCCACAGGAGGCAGUGAUGACCACCAAUUUAGAUGGUUUUAAAAGAGGAUUGGAUAAAUUCAUGGAGGAAAGGG
Molecule: messenger RNA, 5475 nt
Organism: Podarcis muralis (Common wall lizard)
Lineage: Eukaryota; Metazoa; Chordata; Lepidosauria; Squamata; Lacertidae
Gene: KCTD7
Product: potassium channel tetramerization domain containing 7
Biological process (GO): membrane hyperpolarization; positive regulation of transporter activity; protein homooligomerization
Cellular component (GO): plasma membrane
Molecular function (GO): protein binding
Source: RefSeq, a predicted model, not a curated record